CAUUUUGUGCUAUCUUUCAUUACAUCAGAAAGCAAGCAAGGAUGGAGGUUCGAAAAGUGAUGCUGAUGGUGGUGACACUGGCAUGGGUGACCUCGCCUACCAUACCACACCCAACAUCCAUCCCUCCCUCCACCACCACCAUUGCUCCUACCACGGUGUUGCAAAAGAGUAGUGAGGCUGGCGGAGGGUCGUCAUCGUCAUUGUGGGAGACGGUGCUCAGGUUGGACCAGAUGUUGCAACGACCCAAUGACUACAACGCUCUCAUGCUCGAGUCUGGUGAAGAGGACGACCAACUCUCAAGACUGCUGUACAAACUACAGGAAAAAGAAAGAAUGCGAGAGAGGAUGCAUGAAUCUGUGUCAAUGUUCAGCAUGAUACCCAGGAUAAACAUGCCCAUGACCAACAAUAUUGAUAUGAUGCCUCCCCAGUACAGGCCUGAGACAUCUUAUCUAAUGAGAGGAAGACCAGUAUUCUGAGUUAUCAGCGAACAGUAGCAUAAGUAACACACUGGCAGGUAAAAAAGCGAAGAAUAGAGAAUAUCCAAACUGCAAAAAAGCUGGAAACAGAUUACAUCAGAAAAGAAAACUAGGAUCAAGGAGUAAUAGGCAGAAGAAAAUGUGGAACAAAGUAAAGACAAACCGCAAGAAAAAUUCAUGAACCACAAAGCCUGUUUACUUGCAUAAUUGACUACUGCAUUUCUUCCUCAGUCAGCUAAAACUGUGCCAACAUACACAAUUACCACAAUUCUAUCCACAACUCUAAUCUUUCUUGUCUUAAACUACUGUAUAUUAUUUAUAAUAUUGUAAUACACAACCAAAUGAUGACAGGACACACUACAUAAUUCUUAAGUAUUUCACAAUACAAAGAUCAUUUGAUAGACUACAGCACACAAACCACCACAAGACCUAUCACACCUCCAGCUUUUGGAGCAUCCAUAUUUGUCAUUGCCACUUGAUACCUUCUCAGAAAAGGGUGGAAAAAAUAUGGGAAAUACAGGAUACAAGAGAAGGAUCCUAGAAGAGGAUAAAAGUAU
Cherax quadricarinatus is the source of this 1033-nucleotide messenger RNA. RefSeq lists its product as uncharacterized. The record is from RefSeq and is a predicted model, not a curated record. NCBI's taxonomy places the organism in Eukaryota, Metazoa, Arthropoda, Malacostraca, Decapoda, Parastacidae.